CCUGCUUUGCCUGCCUGACUUCUUUCUAUAUUUAUUCCUCUGCAGCCGGUUUUUGCCUUUGCCUGUGGAACUGUCACAAACAUUUGUGCUGGCUUUUGACUGCACAGGACUUCAGCUUGCAAGUCCUAAAUCUGCCUUUGUGCAUGGUAGAGGAGCAGGUGUUUGUGUGCAUGGUUGUGCAUCUGUGUGUCUGAGCAUCCCUGGUCCUUGCUGUCUGCAUUACAUGGCCUGUGUCCCUGUGAUUCUGCAGCAGUCCCUCUGUUCUCUGCCCCUUCAAGAUGUUUUUAUGAAUCAAAUAGUCUCAGUCAUCCUGCUUAUGUAAUUUUUCAUUUAAAUUAACCACCCCUGACCCAGUGACUGCUUUAUAAUGAUCCAUACUGCUGUGCAGAAGGCUUAAGUCAGAUUUUAUUCCCAGGUUUCACUUCCCAAGCUUACUCCUGUGGCAAGGAGGAGCAUUUGUGUUGCCAUGUAGCAGGGAACUCCUGGUUAGGCUGUGGUUGGACAUAGAUGUGUCCAUUCCUCUGGUUUCUCUCCUCUGUGUUGUUUGGGGUGGAAGGUGUUCUGAAACAGAGUUGCUGAACACAGGUGCUUAGAUGCCUCUGUUUAAAGUGAGCACACUAGCAGGGGAGAAAGUAUAAAGCUGGGAAAAGGAAGGGAGAUCCUAGUGGUGUCCUGGGGAAGUCAAGCUGGGGAGUAGCCAUAGUGUGGGUCUCCAUCAACAAGUGCAGCCCGAGGAGCCAUGCGCUCGUUCCUGGUUUGAUGGGUAUAACUUCCACAUGCUGAAAAGCAGUGCUGGGCUGCCUGCCAGGAGCUGGGGAAUGGCUUGUCCUCAUCUGCUCAAGCCCCUGUGCUCCCACCCGUUAUUAACAGCUCUCUUCUCUGCUGAAAUGGGAGUCCUCUAAGGUCACAAAAGUGUUAGUCCCAGGUUUCAACCCCAGGAGCCAUAAAACGUACCCUGCCUGACCCCUCUUCAAAGGCAAAGGCAGUGUGAGCAGCCCUCACUCCCCUGGGUUUCGUGUCCCUGUCCCCACCAUGUGUGCCACUGCAGCCUGCAUUCCUCUCCCAUUCCGUAAGCUCUCUGCCUCUCGUGCUGACACAGCUAAUGUUUCUCUGCUGGCAGGGCAGGCAAGGUGGUGGCGUUUAACUCUUAGGGAGAGCUUUGAUCUGUUCAACUCUGGUGGUACACCAGAGGUGUAAGGGCUGGUCUGCAUCUGUGAUGGGGUUUUUGCUCUUCCACGUGUUCCCCAUCCCUUUUCUGCUGGAAAACUUGAAUCAGAGUUGGUAAAACCUGUACAAACCUGACACUUUUUACAUUGGUUUUGUGAGUAGCUCCUGUUUCUGACCAUGGAGAAAUCUCCAGGUAACCCUGCUGCUGGUUGGAGCACACAGCUCCUGUGGGGGGUUUUAGUGGGCUUUUGGAAAAAAAUAAUUAAUCAGCUACCCAUGGAGAGCUAGUCCCAGCCUGCAAUGCACUGAGGUUGUCCUGGAGUACCACUUAGUGCCACUUGGACUGUUGACUUUUUAAAGCUGCCUUUAUGACCACCAGUGUAAUGAAUGUGUGCUGGUGCUGCCUGGCAAGGUUGACCUUUUUGCAGUGGUAGCAGUGGUUCACUGAGUUAAAUGUGGGUGUAUUCUAAAAGGCAGAGAACUUUUGUUACUUGUUAAAGCAAUGGUUUAAAUGGUUUCUGUCACCUGUGAGUGCUAAACUCUUGUUGCCACGGGCCCAGACCCCUGCUCAGUUCCUGGAGAUAAUUGCAGAGCCUCUGUCACUGCAGGAUUUCAGCUCCUCCUGAAGCCUGUGCCUCAGUACCAGUGAAAGCCAGAUGUACUGUAAUGUCGCUUUUUUACAGUUUGUUUUGGCCAUACAUGGGCAGAGUCAGCUCUGGAAUUCCUUCCCUAUAAAUUCAAUAGCAUCUUGUGGGUGGUGCUGGGGAAUCACUCUGGUCUGGUUGGAUCGCCUUGCCUCGGCAGCCUGUUUGCCUUGAAAAUGUCCUGCUGUGCACAUUCCUGAGAGGCUGCCUGCCCCUGGAGCCAUGGCUGCAGCUACCAGGAGGCUGCUGGCCCAUGCUGGCAGGCAGAGUCAGCUCCUGCUGCCUGCAGGUCAGCCUUUGCUGCUGAGGACUGAUGCUUGAGGCAGUGCUGGCAUGGGGAUGUUGCUCUGGUGUGCAUGCAGGCUCUGCAGGGAUAGUUAUGCCCUCGAAGAAAACUGCCUGUUAAACUUGUGUGUUUGAGCAUUGACAUUCAAGUCCCUUUUCCAAGGGUAGGGAGACUGGGUGCUCCCCAAUUCUCACCUGACAUGGGAUACAGUGAUGUGUGUCCCAGCAGGGAUUAAUGGGUGCUGUCAUCCUGGGAUUCCUUGUACCUGCAUGGAUCUUGUCUUGUCCUUCAGUUUGUGCCUUUCUGCAGUGCUAUAUUUUGUUUUUAUGGGUUUUUUCCCAUAAUGCCAGUUCAAGUACAUGCUGUUUGUGAAGCACUAGCUUGAUGAGGCAGGUCAGGGGAGAUUUCCCUGUGCCAGGUGAGCAGCCAGUGUGGGAUGUGGUGUGACUGAUAAUUGAGCCUGCCUUCUCUGGGCCAAGCUGAUGUUGCUGUAACCACAGUCUGAAUCUGCCUAUUUGCCUUCACAGAACACUAAAAAGCAGUUCUAGGAGGUUUGCUGCUGGUGAGUUGAGGUAUGAAAGAGAGGUUUGUUGCGGGGGCUGAGCAGCAACAACUUCUGGAGUUGCUCCCAUUGAAUCUUUCUGUGCGUCCCUAGUAGGGGACAGAGAUGCAGUGUCACCCAUCAUGCCAGGAGCCUCCGAAGCACAUUUGAAGGUGAUUAUGUGUGGCCCCAUGUCCAGGCUCUGUGUAGGUCAGCAAAGGCAAUGUGCUCAGCUCAUGCUUCAGAGGGGCAAGUCAUCCCUGUGCCAAAGCCAGGGAGAGAAGGGUGAUUUUUUUUUUUUUGACAUCCUUUGGAGUUUUGAUCUCCAUAUUUGGAAAUGUUUACCCAUUGCUCUGAUCUAUUGCAAGGGAGGGGAGGUGACUCAGGGUCUGGUGGAAGCAGGAUUUGAAUUCCUGUAGUAAGGUUUUUUUUUUUAAUCCCCCCCUUUCUUGUUUUGGAAGCUUGUUGUGGUCAGUUUUCAGUUCUCUCUUGCUCCUGGACCUUGUUCCAAAUUUGAUGUGCUCGAGAGGGAAACAUGUUAGCAAAGGAGCUUGCCUGAAUGCUGAGUACUUUGUAACUGCGUGUGCCUGAAUGCAUCAACCUCUGGAGGUGAGCACCUUGCCUUGAAACAGCCUCGUGAUAUCCACGUGCCUUCUCUCUUGGGAGGUCCCUUGGAAGAGCCUGUCUGUACGUCUGACUGGGUGCCUGACAGGGCUGCCUUGCUUCCAGACCUGAACCAUGUCCCACCCAUCCUGGCUGCCUCCCAAGAGUACCAACGAGCCUGUUGGCCACGUUACUGCAAGGAUGGAGACCACACACACCUUUGGGACUCCCAGCAUCUCUGUGUCCACCCAGCAGACCCCAAAGAAGUUUGCACCUGUGGUCGCCCCCAAACCAAAGUACAACCCAUACAAGCAGCCAGGAGGUGAUGGGGACUUUCUUCCUCCCCCACCCCCUCCUGUGGAUGACCUUGGGAACAUCACAUCAUCACAAGGUGCCUUUCCUCCCCCACCCCCUCUGGAUGAUGUUACUUACAAUGUACAGGUGAAUCCUGGUGGCAAGACACUUGAAGAGAGGCGGUGCAGUUUAGAUGCAGAAAUUGACUCCCUGACCAGCAUCCUGGCCGACCUAGAGAGCAGCUCUCCAUACAAACCUCGGACUCAACAGGGCUCUGGGACCUCAAGCAGCUCUGCUGCCACCACUCCAUCUGUGUCCACUCCUGUCACUGGCCACAAGCGGAUGAUCAUCCCCAACCAGCCUCCCCUCACCGCCACCAAGAAAUCCACUGCCAAGGGCCCGGGGCAGCCAGCGCCCAUCCCGGUCACUCCCGUUGGCACCCUGAAGCCGCAGCCAGUGCCGGCCUCCUACGCCACGGCCUCCACUCCGAGCCGCCCGGCCUUCAACGUGCAGGUGAGGACGGCGCAGCCCAGCCCGCACUACCAACCGCCCAGCCAGCAGCCCGGGCACUACGGCAGCCUGGGGCCUGGCCAGCCCUACGCCCCCGCGCCGUCCCGCCAGCCCACUGGCCCUCAGUACAGAGCGCCGCAGCCCCAGGGGCCCGGCUACGGCUACGGGCCUCCGCCCGGCCGGCCCGCCGAGCCGGCCUACGGAUACGCGCCGCCACAGGGCCGCUACCAGGACCCCUACUACGGGGGGUACGGCGGCAGGAACGGCUCCGAGGCGCCCUACGUGCCGCAGAGCUCCUGGAAGGCCGAGCCGGCGUAUCCUGCGAGUAAUGCCAUGGGCCAGGCUCCCCCUGGGCUCUACCAGCCACAGGGCACGAAGAAGACCUACAUCACUGACCCGGUGCUGGCCCCGCAGCCGCCCGCCAUGCAGCAGAAGAGUGGGUAUCCAGGCUCUGGACCUGCAUCAAGCACUCCUGCCUUCAGGCCUGAGGAUGAGCUGGAACAUCUGACCAAGAAAAUGCUGUAUGACAUGGAGAAUCCUCCGUCUGAUGACUACUUUGGACGCUGUGCCCGCUGCGGGGAGAAUGUUGUCGGAGAGGGCACUGGUUGCACAGCCAUGGACCAAGUCUUCCACGUGGAGUGUUUCACCUGCAUAAUGUGCAACACCAAGCUGAGGGGACAGCCCUUCUACGCCGUGGAGAAGAAAGCCUACUGUGAACCCUGCUACAUUAAUACACUGGAGCAGUGCAGUGUCUGUGCAAAGCCCAUCAUGGAAAGGAUCCUGCGAGCCACUGGGAAGGCCUACCAUCCCCACUGCUUCACCUGUGUGAUGUGCCAUCGCAGCCUGGAUGGGAUCCCCUUCACUGUGGAUGCUGGUGGCAACAUCCACUGCAUUGAGGAUUUCCAUAAGAAAUUUGCCCCGAGGUGUUCUGUGUGUAAGGAGCCCAUCAUGCCAGCCCCGGGACAAGAGGAGACCGUGCGCAUUGUUGCCCUGGAUCGUGACUUCCAUGUCCAGUGCUACCGGUGCGAGGACUGUGGUGGCCUCCUGUCUGAAGGGGACAAUCAGGGCUGUUACCCUCUGGACGGGCACAUCCUCUGCAAGACCUGCAACUCUGCUCGGAUCCAGGCUCUGACUGCCAAGGCCAGCACUGAUCUCUGAGUAUCAACUGUGACCCUCCCCAGGAUGCCCAUUGGGGGAUAUUGCACAAGCUUUGCAUGAUUUCUUUCCAGCCUAGGGUCUGAAUCUCUGUUAUUGAAAAAAAGAAAAGAAAAAAAAAAUAAAAAAAAAAAAGUCAAACUGGAAGGCCAUGGAACAAGAGGGCAGUUUGGGAGGCCAUGUUCAGACUGCCCAUGACAGGCAUCUAAUUUAGACACAACUGUCCAGGAGGGCAGUGAGUGAGUCACAGCAGCUGCAGCUGAUGGAGUUAAGGGUCACAGCACCUAAGUUAUCUGCCUGUAUAAGGAGGUCUGAACAUGGUCCUUACUGUGCUUCUGUGUUUGAUUCCUGUUUCUUAAGUACAUGAAGGUAGAGGGUAAAGGAUGGCUGAAGUAGUUAUUUCUUCCAAAUUAUUUUGAGAACCUGAGCAGCUCUCAUUGAAGUCAUGGGACUUCAAUGUCUGCUGAUGACUUUAACAGGAUCUGUGUCACCAGCAGAAGUAGCUCCACUGUCCUAGAAAGUGUGAGAGUAGACCCAACAUUAACACAAACAGUGCAACUGCAACUGUACUGCACCUGAGUGCAGGUGUGAUCUUGUGUCCUUGGGACACAGAUUGGUCAUUUCUUAGGCCCUUACUUGUCUCCAUUCCCUUCCAGUUCAAUAGUGUUUUUCUUUUACUCAUGAAAGUCUACUUAGCUAUUGCAUAAAUUUAUUCAGUAGUGAUGCUUCCAAUUCACAAUGUAUGAGCAAUCACAGAAAGAUGUGAGCUUGCACACACUACACACACACUACACACUACACACACACAAGAUGCUUUUGAUUUACCAGAGGCAUAAGCCAGUCACGUCCCUUGAGAAGGUAUUUAAGGGAUGUGGGGCUGGAAACACAUUUCUGAAAUCCCAGUGGUUAUAAAAAGAUAAAAAUGACUACACAGAACUGCAGUGCAAAGCGAUGCUCAAAAAAAUCUUACACCACUCUCUCAUACAGCCCAUUCUAGUGGGACCACUGGCAGUGUUGGUCUCUGGGUAGACAUUCAAGCAAUAAAGUCUUUUUCCAUCUCCUGUUAUUACAGUGGGAAGAUUUUCCUUCAGCAGUAACAGGGAUUGAAUCAGGCUUUGGGAUGAUACACAUUUCUCUGAUGUUAACACAUGUGAACUGUAUUUUUCAAUUUAAAAAAUCAGGUCUUGUUUCAACAACAGCAAAAAAAUAAUCCUAAAUACAUGUUCAGUUUUCAUCCUAAAAAAACUAAAGAAGUUAUUAAACCCUUCACUAUGCCAUUCCAGAAAGCAGGCAAUUUUUUUCCUCUUCCAUUUUCAUCCCAGCCACUUUUAACUUGCCUCUGUGAAAUUCAUGGCAGUAGAGUGCUGGGCCAGCAGCAGCAUUUUCAUCUUCAGUCCAGAAUCAAUAUCUAUCCCAAGGUAAAUAAAAGCUGGGUACAGAUAAUACUUUUUUUUUUUUUUUACAUGAUCAUGUGUUUAGGGUUUCUUUGGGUUUACUUUGGUUAAUUAAAAACAAAUCAAAAAAUUAGAAAUCCAUGGUAUUCUGAGCAGCUAUAAUAGUCUUGUUCAUGAAACCCAUAAUAACUAAGGUGCAAAUUACAUAGUGAGGGAGUAAUUUUCAUAUCACUGAAUUGACAUUAAUAUCUUAUUUGCAGAUGUAAUCAAGGAAAAUACCUUUCUUUGCACUUAAAUUAAGAAGCAGAACUGAAACAGUUGCAGGAUGAUUGACCAUAAAAGUGACAAAAUGUAACUUUUCAAGAGUAAGUUUCAAGAUCUUUAUUUCAUGCAUCUCGCUGAAAAACAAUGAGAAUGUGGUGCUUUCCUCUGUAUUAGGCUUCUGUUAUAGAGAAUAAUUAUAUCCAUUAAUGCUGAAAAGUUAGAUAAGCUGAACUGAUAGGAAACAAAGGAAAAAUUGUGAUGUGAUACUGCAGCUCCUGCAUAUGGUACAUUUAUUUUCAGUUUAGCACUAACCUUUCUGGAAGAGCACUGUGAUAUUCAGUAGCUUCAGCUGUCUGUGGUAAAUUCAAAUACAGAAAUACCAUUCUGAAACCUCCGUUCCUUACAUGGUUUAUAUGUUGGCAAACUUCACCAGUGUCAGGGAAGUUUCCCAAAAUUCACAGCUUGCAAUGAAUCCUUCUUUGUAGAAGGGUGGCAUCAUUGAGCAGAAGACUUCCUUCACCACCGUAGGGGCUGUGCUGAAGCAGUUUGACUUUUUAUACUGGAUUUCUACCCUGGCCUGCAAGAAUGUUACUGCCUCAGACAUAAACAGAUUUUUUGGCACCCUGGCUCCCACCAGGUUCCACCAGGUUCCUGCUCCCCGAACCGUGGCAUGUAAGGUCCUUCUGAGCUCGCUUCUUGACACGCAGUCUGCACCACCAGCAGUCCCAAAAACCUUGCAAAUACUGAGCAAAUCUAGUUUGAACUAACCCUGCAAAAGCAGGGGAGGUCAGUGCUGGGAUACAAGCACAGGUGAUGCAUUUGGGUGCAGAAUGAGCCAUUCAUCAGGCAGAAAACACAGCUCUGAUCUUCCUUACUCUUGUGAGUGUUAAAUCAAGUGCCUGAUGAGACUCUCCUGGAUAACACUGAGGUAAUUGAUGGGAACAAGCUGCUGUGCCUUCCAGCAGAAAGUGGCCUAGACUGAGGACUCAAGUUCAGAGCCUUUGGGCUUUUUAUGGCCCUGCCAUAGGCUGGACUGGAGCAAGUGUUAUGGCUCCUUGUCUUCUGCCCUCUGCAUGAGACAGCUUCUUUGCAGUUUCCCAGAGACAUUAUGGGAUUAAACUAGUCACAGACUAGCACAAACUACUGAUUUCUGGAGCUCUGUUUUCUCUUUCCAGAAAAGUUUGCUGGUAUGUAGGCCUGGGACUCCAGCCCAUUUCAAUGCACGCGGCCAGCCAGGAGAUCCAGCUCUGAAUCCUCUCUGUUAUGAGAGUGCUGUGGUGAGUUGGGCUGGCAUGCAGGGAGGUGAGAGCCAAACUUUUCAAGCAUUAAAUACUUCAUGGAUGAAAUAUGAUUGACAAAGAUUGAACAGUGUUGAUGUUUGAGGUGCUGUGGCUGGUUUCUAGACCUGACACAUCUGUGCAAAGGUACUCUGAUGGGUUUUUUUUCACCCCUAGACACCAAAGCCAUCUGCGCGUUGCAAGGAGGCGGUGUCCAAAACCCCCUUCUUUUUUUCUGUGUGGUUUUGUUUUCCAAAAUUGCCAUAAAUAUAUUUGAAAGAUAUAGUAUCACACAGGCUCUCAUCACCCACAUGUAUAUGGAAAUCUCCCUGCUGAUGCUUUAGGACUUAAUAAGAAAUGCUGGUGGGAUUUAUCUCAAUUGCACUGCAAUUAAGAACCACUGGGAUAUGGCUUCAUCACAAUAUUUAUCACAUACUUAUAAUAUAUCAUAUUUAUCUGUUCCAAAGAAGGAGUCUUUUUGUCAAAGAGACUUUGCUUUUCUCAAGUUGGACCUUCUUAGCCAUGACAAAAAUCACAUCAUCUGUGGCUGUGGUAAUGUCCAAACUGUUCCUUUCAGAAAGAAUUGGAAGAUCACCCAAACAUUUCUGUUCAAGUCUGCAGUUUCUGCUUAUGCUGCUUCGUCUUUGUCUAGCAUUUGUUGGCAAGUCGGGCCUGAUCCCAUGAUUUCUGUGGCCAGACAGGGCCCAGGAUCAGGUUCUAAUUUAGCAAAAUAUUUAUGUCCCUGGGGUUUGUUUAAGUGCAGACUUAAAGCCAUUGCAUGGUGUGACAUAAGCCAUUAAUACCAGACUGGUUCUUUAUCCCCUGAUCACACAGGUUUUUGGGUAGGAUGUGGGCACAGUUAAAUUUCCAUCAAAUUAUCCAUAGCACAGGAAAUGGCUUCUGUGUCACCCUUAUGCCAACUGCAGGGGAACACCACAGCUGAUCAAAUGUAACAUUUGGAUGAGGUUGAGUUGUUACAAGAUGAGUGCUGUGUUGGGUGGUUGUGGUACCUUCCAUAUGUCACAAGUCGCCCUACAGCCAGAUUUACUGUAUCUUUGAGCAAUGGCUUUAGAACUCUCUACUUAAACUUUCUCCAGGAGAUUGGGUUGCCUUGGUUACAGCCCAAUCCUUAAGCACAUCCCCAAGGCUAACACUAAUAUUUUGUGAAUGUGAUGGUUUUAUUGUCACUUAUUUUAUUCAUUGAACGUUGCUUUUAAAAACAGAAAACCACGCCAGUUCUUUAGCCUAUCAGAUAACACACCUUUAAUUUUGGUUUGGGAGAGGUGUUAAUAUUUUAAUUCUUAGAUUUUUAUCAUGGCUGCAAAACACUUGAGUAAUGACUUAAUCAUAGAGGUGUGGGAGUACCAAAGUGUUUGUCACUCUACGUAAUAGUGUUCAUCCUGAUAGCAGGAGUGAGGCUUUCACAAAACACAGGCCUUAAGUUGACUUUCUGCCUAUCAGCAAAAUGUGCCUGAGAAGAAUGGAAAAAAAAAGUGGCUUUAAAGAAAUUGUGGUUGUUAAAGAGAAUAUGCAACAAGUCUGUCUGAAAUCUCUUUGGACCUGUUAUGGCUACUGCCUGGCUUAGGUUUGAUAGAUGCUGGUUCCUUUUGAUUUUGGGAAAGUCUGGAAGACAGGGAAUAACAGGACCCAAGGGAAGGUUCUUGAGAGAAAUCCCAUGUCAAGGAUAGAUGUUAGACACCUGGUGCUUGCACUGAGUGGCUCAGAAAGGGUUUUUAGUUGCUGACUGGUGUCUGAUGGUGCCUGGUUGCUGCAGUGGGGUCACAGUGUUUGGUUUUUGUUCAGCAGCCUGGGGGGACAGCACCUCACACAGGUUCAGUGCUGCAAGCUGGGGCUCUUGGAGAGGGGUGCUGAACCAUCCCACUGUGGUGAAAUUCCCACGAGAAAACACCAGCAAUGGUAGCUGAGGGUUGGUUGUGAAGGAGGGCAGGAACUGCUCCAUAACCUAGAGGUUAGUAAAAUACAGACCAAGAGAGCCAUGAGAACACUAUUUCCAGUUAGAGCUGGUUGCAAUAUUUACACUAAAUUACGUGAUAGCAGAAGGGCAAUUUUUUUUAAUGAGAAGUUCUCUCUUUUUGCAGUGUUACCCACAACAUUUUUUGGGGUUGUUUUUGCUGUUAUGAUUAAAAUUAUACUGAAUUUUUAUCUAAAUAAAUUUCAGAAUUGUUAACAAAUAUUUUUAUAUUUCAAAAACCCAUGACUUCUUUCACAGUUCUUUGUAGUUCUUGGGUUUCUUCUGCUGGUAAAUUAAAGUUUCUGUUACAAUUUUGAAAACUUUUUUGGAUAAUAAUUCUACUUAAAACCAAGGAAAUGUUCUUGGGGAAUGGUUCAGUAUUGGACCUGGUGAAAUAAAAAAAGCUUUGAAACUUUUUACAAGAUUUUUUUUCCUAUUUUUAACUAAUUUUGCUAAUUUUGAAGUCACUGUUUCCUUUGUUAGAACAAUCCAAGUAAUGUGACUCUUAAAAUAACAGUGUUACUUCUGUUGGAUUAAUUUUUCUUAUCCGUCUUAAAGCCAUGGAGUGGCUGGCUAUAGGGACUCCCAGUGUCUUUUUCUGUGGCACCUGCAAUUUUUUUCUUUGUUUUUAUCUUGGGGUCUUUUUCUGUUUGGUUUUUCCCCCUGAAAUUACUGAAGAAUAUAGGCACAUUAUGGCAACUGCCAAGAAAAUCAAGAGAUACUGAUUGAAUUUCAUCUCCUUUCCGGGCUUGGGAAUGGCAUUUCUCCUUCAACAUUUCUAGAAAUAUUACCUGUCUCCCUCAGCAUUUCAAGUUUGAAGUUGCAACAGUUGGUUGCCCAACUGGCAUUUUGAGCCUGAGAGAGAAGAGACUUUACACCUGUGAAAUUAUAACAUUCAUCUAGCAUCUGAAAAUGUAAGAGAAAAAACACAUCCUCAGUAAGUUUCCUGGUGGACCCUGAGGAACAGCUCUCACCUCAGCCUGGAAAUUUUCUGCUGUGCUCUGAACAAAAGCUGGUUCCACCCUUGCAGAGCAGUCUGGCACACACACACAUGUCAGGUGUUUGUGGGGCUAUAACUGAGCAGAAAUACAGGCUGCAGUAUUGACUGUUGCUACUUAGACUGCACUGGGCUUUAUUCCUGACUACGUGUCCCGGUCUCUUUGGCUUCAUGUAACGUGUGGAAGCACUGGGUUUAUCACGGGUAGCAAGAGCAUCCAGUUAAAACUUUUUUUUUUUCUUAAUUUUGCUAUUUGUCCAGUAUUCUUAUCCUACUUAGAUGUUUUAGAAAAUGAGGGAGGAAACAGAAGCCCCAGUGGUGGCAUUACCUUUACGUUACCAGGUGUUACAGUCCCUCCCCAGGAUCAUCACCCUUGGGGUGUCUCUGCUUUCCUGCCUCUGCCUCCCCUUGUCCACAAGCCUCUCUCUUACCCACUUUUUCCAUGUCCUCAAUGUGCACUCCUCUUUGCAUAGAGAUGGUUUCUUACUUACUUCACCGAGGUAUUGUGAGUCUUAGCUAGUAGUUGGAAAAACUUGUUCAGAUCUUUAAUCAAGUAGUUUUGUGCGUCCUUAGUAUCAGUGGCCUGCCAUAUGGAUAUCAAAGAAAAUUGUUAUAAUUAUUGCUUUUAAAAUGAUUAUGAAAUUGUGCCUUACUUUUUCAGUCAUAUUUAACCAUGUAAUUUAGAACCACAUGAUUGCAGGGAUUUACCAUGAAGAAAUAUGUUUGAAGGAUAGUUUGUUUUUUAAAUAUUUUUUUCCUCAAAAAUGAUUUUAUUAGCUUUUCCUCUUUUAUUUUUUCCUCCAGUUAUAUCCCUUUAAUAUGUUUGUGUAAAAGGGCAGCCAGAAUUUGCAUUUGUGAGAGACAGAAGAUUUUAUUUGGUCUUGUAUGUAGAGCUUUCAUUUUCUUUUAUGUUCCUUCAGGAAAAUUCCUCUCUCCCCAAUUACUCAUGCUGAGAUGUCUUUAAAUGCAGGCUGACCAGUAAGGGUUUUUUGUUGCUGUUUAAUUUAGAGUGUGGUUUGCUUUGUGGUUGUGGUUUUUCUUUUAAUUAACCAGAUAUGGGGUGCUGGGGAGGCAUUGCACAUUAAUGCAGAACGUUAAUGCUAAUUUUCACAGAAAAGACAAAAUUAGAGUCUUUCCCUGUCUCCAGUGCAGUUUUGUUACUGCUCUGUGUGCAACACUAAUAUUAAGCCAGACUGUAAAGGCUAAAUACUCAGAGUGACCUACUUCCAUUCACCAGCAAGAAUCCUUUGUCAGCUGACUCCUGUUUGUUUGUUCAUUUUUAAAUGUCGGAUUACAGAACGAGCAUCUCCUAAAGAUGAAAGAAAACAGUGUUUUCAUGUGCAGGAAAUUUGGGGUUGCAGCAACAGAACAUUUUCUUUGUGAAUUUGGAUGUCGUGGUGUUUUAAGCUCCUGCCUGGAGCCUAAAUCAAUUUGGCCUCUCAUCCAGUUCAUCUAACUGGUGCUCCUAAAAGGCUGCAGCCCUGCAAAAACUCAUGCAGCAUUUUUGGCUGCCUUCCCUUGCUCCCAUUUGGUACAUAUUUGCACAAUUUAACUGAGCUUUUCUUUCUGCUGAAGGUCAGAUGCAAGCGAUACGAAACACUAAACUUUAUAAACAAGCAAAACCAUUUCAACCACAGCAUUUUGGACUAGAAUGGGUUUUUAGGUGGCGCACUGUCUGCUGGCCUUUGGAGAGGGGAUCCUGAGACUGCAUUGGACUGGAACAGGAGGCAAAGCCACAAGCCUUGUUUUUUUUUUAAUAAACUACUUACUGUAAUCCAGCUACACAGUUUCAGCCUCACACUUCAGAAGAAGCUUCCAGUAGCUAUGCACGUACAGGCACUUUCUCUCUUGCAGAAAGUGAAACUUUCCCAACCAGAGUAAAUUUAACCUAUUGCAUAAGAUGCUGGAAGUUGGUUGUUUUUUUAUUUUCCUUGGGAGUCUCACUGUAACCUCUGUGUGCAGAGGAUGAAUAGCUUUUCUUUCUUCCCCCUCUUUUUUAUUUUUUUUUUCUGACGAGAUUAGAUGUUGCAUAUUGAUGAGCUAGCAUUUCAAAGGUCCGUGGGGCUUUGGAACAUAUUAAGAAUCUCUGAAGUUUAAUAUUCACCAUGUUUUAAAUAUUCAGAAGGAAAAAUCUGCAUAAAAUGGCUUUUGAUAAAUACGUUCUAGGGAUUCUUUCUUUCUCUCUUACACAAGCAUUGUGGGGAUUGUGGCUGUGCCACUUUUGUUCCAAAGCGUCUUUUCUUUCAGCAUUUCAGGAUCAUUUUGGUUCCAUUUGUAUGCCCAGUACCAGUCCUGAAGUCUGUUAUGGUUUCUGCUGGGACUGUACAGCAGGCAGGUGGAGGUGACCAAGAAAAAGGCUCAGCUGAGCAUUGGAGCUCCUGAAUAUCUGCUUGGGGGCUCCCUCCUGAUGACAGCUGGGCACAUCCAGCCCUUUUCUGUGCCUGCUUCUCGUGAUGGGGUUGGGAUCAGCCCAGUGGUCAGGCCCAGAUGAGACCUUUCUGCAAAGGUGCUCUAUACCAGUGGGGUUUUGAGAUUGGAAAGGGCAAUACCCAGGGUGCAGGAGCAAAGCAAAGUGUCAUUUGAUGCAUCUCAGAUCUCACAGGGCAGUCUCCCCUUCCUUGGAAGUCUCUUUGGUGAGAAUCUCAGCAGUAAAAAAAGUGCCUUUAGGAGAAAUCCUCCCCUGGGCAUGCUCUGUUUCUCAUGCUCAUGAAAAUCUGAUUCAGGCUUUAGAUGAGGAGGAUGAGUUGCUGGCUGCAGUGGUGCAGCUGUUUUGCUGUAUUUUCAACACAUGUCCCAUGGUACAUCCCAGGGUGUUGCAGGACAGCGCUUUGGUCCCUCUCACACCCAGCCUUGCCUUUGUCACACCAGUCCCUGUUGAAUCAGUGCCUGGUAUUUGUUCUCAGGACCGCUCUGGCUCAGGCCAAGGGCACCUCAUGCCUCUAUGCAAAAGGUGGUGCUUUCAGGUUUUACCUUACAAAUAAUGCAGCCCUUUCAAACUCACCUUUCUUCUCUUACGUAUUCUUGACAGAAGUAGGAUUUUAAAUAUUUCAUAGCAUUCUUCUUUCUUCUUCCUUUUUUGCCAGAUGCCUUGAAAACAUUGUCAGAUUACGAUCUGGGGGGGAUCAGGAUCAGUUUCCUUUCCUUCUUGAUUGCAUGGUGUAGGUUUGCAAUGAGGGUUUUGUCCUUUUUUCUUCUUUCUUUUUUUUUUUUGUUAGUCUUACAGAACAGAUGCCUUCAUUUUAUGCAGAGAAAGAUUGUCUAUGAUCAGAGCUAAUCCAGGAUGGCAGGAUUGGACCCCCACAGUGAAAGCUAGAAAAGUGAUUGCAAAAGUAUUCUGUUUCUCCUUUAUUAAUUGCACAGGAAGUUUCCACCAAAGGCUCAUGUAGCCCAACUGGCCUAUGUAAUAAGUAGCAGGGCCUGUAAUUACAGUCUGUCUUCUGAUCCUAGCUGUGCUCUGACUUUCUAGGCACUGCAGUUAUAUUUACAUCUGGUUCUCUGUCACCUUUCUAAAUUUUUGAUUGGUCACUAAGGGAAGGAGAGCAUGAGCCAUGAGCCCUGAGAGGUGCAGUGAGUACAAACGAGGGAGUCCUCCUCUCUCUCAGGUAUCCGCCUGAUUUGGGACACAGAGCACAAGGAGCAGGAGGAUUUUACCAGCCAUGCAGCAGAGGAAGUGGGCUGCCUGCCAACUGGGCAUCUUUCAAGACCUCAGAGUUCUUUAUAGGACUGGAAACUUGAACCUUUUACAGGUCUUAACUAGUGUACUCUCCUGUGAGAUAGUUCAUCAGCAUUUCUUUGCUCUGACUGUUCCUACAGGAUUUGACCUUUUUUCUCUGUAAGAUUCAAGGUUUUAUGGUUGCAAAAAGAUCCUUCCCCAUAUGGCAUGAGGAGGGAGAUGGCUGUUGGCAUCGAGCAGAAAGCUGUGUUACAAGUCUUGGUAUCAGUGUGGAAAGCAAGAGGAACUUGAGUGAGAGGGGGAAGGCAGUGAUUUACACGUGGUUCAGUACCAGGUUCACCAGCCCUGAGCACCAGUGAGCACAGUCUCAAGCAGAUGAGCUCCCUGGGGUGCCAGUUCUGAGACCUGCAAGAGAGUAAUGGGCUCCUCACGGGAGUGUUUGGUGCCAGUCACUUGGCAGUAAUCUCUUGUCUCUUUGGAAACAUGCACUAAACUUUGGGUAAAGCUACAGAAUGGUGCCCCCCAGACUUUUUCUUCAAGGCAGACUCCCAGUGUUAUGUUUGAUCAAGAGGAAUGAAAGCCAUUAGGAAAAUACUGCACUCUGCAAUAAAACGCAUUAACAAUCUACUAUGGACACUUUUAAUGUCCAUUAAACUGUUACACAAAUUGUCCCUUUUCUACAGCCUUCAUUAUUUUUAACCUGACUUCUGUUUAAAAAAAUACCCCUCAAUUUUUUAUUUUUUUUUUUUAACUCUGCUUCUAAGAAAGUUGAUGCUUUAAAGGGAAAAAAAAAACACCCUUAGUUUCAAACAUGGGUUUUUCAGGCUUCUAAAUUAAUAAUUUCUACACCUGACCCAGUUCCUGCAGCUGCCAAAAAAGAAAAGAGAAAGCUAUUUAAAUUUCUCAUAGAACCAUUUAUCUCUUAAAAUAUGCCAAGGCAAUUUGAGGUGGGGGUGGAGACUCAGCUAUUUAUCUCAGCAGCUUGAUUUUUCUCUUUAUGUUUCUAACUGUCAGGGGGAAAAAACCGGUAGGAAGCUAUUCUUGGGCUAUUAUUGAUGUAUUGUGUUGCCAUUAUGCAGGAUGUCUGCUUUGCUAUAUACGGAAGGACAUUAAUAAUAGCCAUCUCCCCUGCCCCCACCCUCGGUUCCUCUUUGGGAAGAUAUGGUUUAACUGGAGCAUCUGCUGUGUUCAAAUUGCUGCUCCUUCCUCCCCUUCCCCCAGUUCAUUCCCAAACUAGUUUUAGGAACCAGGGCGAAGGAAAAUAAGGAGACAUUAUUUUUGCCAUUUUUCUGCCUACUUCUGUGGUUGCUCCAGGCAAAUAAUUUCCAUGCCCUGUACCUGUCUACCCUUUUUCCUUCCCAUGUAUUGCCCCUGCUUUCAUUUUAAGUUCAUCAAUGCAAAGAAAAAAACUCUUUCUUGCUCUCUUUUUCUCACAAAGGCUGGCUGGCAGAACAGGCUCAGCAGCAGAGCUCUGAUUUGUUAUUACCCAGCAUUUCAUAUCCACAAACGUCGGUUUCAUUAUUUCCAAUUAGCAGGAAAAUGUAUUCCCGUUCCCAUCCCUCCUACCCAGGUUUAAAACAUUGUUAUGAGACUUUAAAGGGUCCGUCGACUUGUUUAAACACUUGGAUGCUUGUUUUAUUUUUGGAAGCAGAGUGUACAGUGAACAGGAAUAGUUUGAUGUUUAAAAAAUAGCCCCAGUUCAGCAUUCCCCUGAAGUGCGGGAAGUCCUGUCUCCACAGGGCUGUGCCAGCAGCGUGACAGCCCAGAGAGCAAAGCCAGCUUGAAAAGGAAAAAGAACUGGCCUGCCCCACUUCAUCUGUGAGAAGAGAGAGGUGAAAAUAAUAAACGUGGCAAGAAAAUAAAGGGCAGAAUUGCUCAGAUUUUUUAUUUUAAUGGCUGUUCCUAUGUCUCCCGCUGAUUUUGUUCCAUAGUAGCUUUGCUUAUUCAGCAUUUUUUAUAAUCAGGACCAUGUGCUUUUUCAAGGUAUCAUUAUUUUUACUUUUCAUUUGUUGAGUUGUAGUCUUGCCCUGGUCCCCAUAAGGUAUGGAGCCACUUUGGCUUGGGCACUGAAUGAAAACAGUUAGGAGCUCUGUCUAGGAGAGCUUACCUGGAAUUUGGAACCAGCAAAUGCAAUAAGAAUAUUUUCCAGUCUGAUAUAGAGAAGUUUUCAAAAUAGGAAUUCUACAUGCCAGGAAUGCCUUCACUGGGGGAAAUGCUUACAUUUCAAAAUGAAAGGGAGAUGGCCAUUCAGUGUAGUUUCUUGUUGGUUUUAUAAUCUUUCUUGGUGGUGUACAAGGAGAAAAAUGACACCCUCUGUUCCCUAGACUAAGCCAGAGCCUAGCAUCUCCUCUGCAAACAUUUGCUCCAGCUCCAGCUUUCCACACUGCUGCAGCAUGGAGUGAGGAAGGCCUGCUAUGGGAACAAGGUCAACUUCAUCCUCUCCACAGCUGCUCCCCAUGGUGAGUCUGCGUCCAGCCUAGGGCUUGAUCCUGCCUUCCCAGCGUGAGUGUUUUGCCAGAAUCAGCUGUUUUCUCUCUGCCAUUAGCUAUGGGAUUGUGUGCAAUGAUGAGGAUUUGCAGGGAGGGAGGAGAAGAUCCUGUUCCAAUUAGGCUGCCUUUGUGCUAAUGUUUCAUUCAGGGCUGCAUGAGAUAAGAGCAGUUUGCACUGAAAUGCACAGCCGGAGGUUGUAGUUUGAGUUUCAACUGUGUUGAGAUGGUACCCAUUGAAAAUCCAAACUGGAGCUCUUUUUUGCAUCUGCCAGUGCUUUACUGACAGCUCUGUGUGGGCUGGAAACCCAUUUCAGUUUUGCAAAUGGACAUUUUGUGCCUUGUCUCCCAAGUGUGAUCUAGUUCUUUGCUUUAUCCACCUAAGGAGUAUUUCUAAUGGGCCUAAGUAGCUAAGCUCCUGACAAGCAUCUCAACAGAACAACCAGCAAGGUGACAAGUAGGCUAUUGACAGAGCUGCCUUUACAAAAAAUGAGUAAAGUAUUCCACUUUCUUCAUCUGUGCCUUUUCAGAGACCUCCUGUGCUCUUUUAUGGACAGCAGAGAAACAGUCCCAGUGCUGAGCAGGGAUGGGAACUAGGAGGGUGAUGGAGAAGAGAAGCAAGAGGCUAAUGCUGAGCAUCUGUUCUCCAUGGGGAUAAGCAAUGGCUUAUCCCAUGAGUGCAGCUUGUCUUGCUGUACACACCCUGUUGUCUGGUGGGCAACUGUUCUGUAGCAGAGGUACUUGGGUAUAUCUCCUCAAACAUCUCUUCCAGCCAGAACUCCAGAGUCAUUCAUAUCUGAAGAUUUCGUUCCCUUAAUAAUGUCUUUUAUAAAAUCUACAUCACUCAUUUUUUAUAUAAUGCUAGAAGAGAAAAUCUGAAGGUGAACCAAAGCUUGAUUGGUGCUACUGAAUUAAAAAGGCUGAUAUGCUCUCAUUUUCAAUCCUCAAAGUAAUGUUUUAGCAAAAUUUUCCCUGCUGUGAUCAGACAGGAAAUGCAAGGUGUAUUGGGAAUGCAGUGAAGGGAAAGAUUUGAUGUUUUGAUGCUCCCACUGUUACCUCCUCUACUGUCUCUUUGGAGAGUGAGAACUGAGUAUUGGUAGAGAUAUGGGCAGAGCCAAGUAAUGGCUGGACUUUCUCUCAUGGUCUUGCUAGAAAGGAUCUGCCUUGGUGAGACAUCAGCUUCCUUGAUGGUCCUAUACUUUUCCAUGCCACAGCUUGUGCUGUGGACAGUCAGAGAGCCUGAAGAGCAGCCUCCAGUGCCUUCCCUCUAGUUAGUCAAAUGAGAGACCUCAAGUACUAAUUCUGCAUUUAUUGAAGUCACUUUCCAGAAGAGAACAAACAGCAGAGGUUUGUCAUGUUUCAGAGCCCAACCUCUCACGCUGGCUUUACCUGUGGGCAGAUACAAGGGGGUCUGAACCACACAUAGCUCAUUCCAGAAGGAUUCCUCUUGGCUACAGGCCCCAUGGAGAACCCCCUAAAGGCUGGGAGAAUUAUUCAGGCCUUUCAGACUGCAAGGAGGAAGUGCCCCCAAGAAUGUAUUUGCCCUGUGUAGCUGCUAUGCUUUGGCCCAUCCCUGCCAGUUGCAGACCUGUGUGCUCCGAGGGCUCCCCAGGGAUGAUCUGUACUGGAUGUGCAGUAGUUCUCAGUGGUUUGAGGUGGUGUUUCAGCUUCAUGGUGGUUGGUGGUUUAGCCCACGAGAUGGAGAAGGUUUUGUGUUGUUGCCUUUGUUGCAGUUGGGAGGGAGCGUGACUGGCUGCUCUCCUGCUUGUCCAGUGUCAGCAGACAGAGGCUCUCAGUGGUGUGAGCAGCAUCUUCCUUUUAAAUGUGAAUCACUAGCCUGGGGAUCUGGGCAAGGGAGGCACAAGGAAGCACUUCCUAUAUGAGGAAUGCUUCUGCUGCACACUCUAUGCCCUGGGAUCCUAAUGAAGUAACAUUACUUGAGCUUUUAGGACUGGUCUCCUUUCUGUCAGAGCUUGGGGGUACCAGAGUUUUACUCCUUGCAGAGCAAAAGCACUACCCAAGUCUGUGGGGGGCCUAAUCCUGCUGCCAUUGGAAUUUUCCCGAUUCCUGUGACUUGCUGAGUGCACCUCCUGUGAGCUGCUGAGUAGCCUCCCUUGUCACUGAACCCAUUAGGCCACUUGUCUCCCUCACUGACUACUUUCAUUGGGCUUUGAGGGCACUCAGGAAAUGCAAUCAGCACCUUACAGGAUCAAUCUGCUAAGCAAUAAAUGAAGUUUUUUCUCUGGUAACUUGUGUGCAUGAAUUGAAAAUCAUUUAUUCCAAUUUGUUCUGAGGACAGAUGCAGCAUAUACACAUUUUCUAUAUUUAUAAAUAUAUAUAGAUAUAUAUAUUUUGUUCUCAGCUAGUUACCUCUUCUAAACUGCAAUUUUCAGAGCAACCGGCAUAUAUUUUUUAUUCAACACUUAAAAUGACUUUUUACAGUAAGAGAAUGAAAGCUGUUUUAAGCAUGUGUUUUCUGUAUUUUUAUUAUGCAUUAUCCAAUUAUAUUGAGAUGUAUUUUCCUCUUUGCUCUGCUCUUUCGGUUGUUAUCCUUUUUAUCAGUUAUGCUUUUCAAAUGUUUUGUAAGGGAAAAUAAAUAUGCAAAAUCGCCAGAUGCCUUUUUUCUUUGCAGAAGAAGUAUCACAAAUGCUUUUUUAUUACAUUUUACCAAUCCAAUAAACUUCUUAUAAAUUUCA
This is a messenger RNA of Passer domesticus (house sparrow), 19959 nucleotides long. RefSeq names its product LIM domain containing preferred translocation partner in lipoma (gene LPP). The transcript has 12 exons. Gene Ontology annotation, molecular function: protein binding. Bases 3377 to 5203 code for a protein of 608 amino acids. Gene Ontology annotation, biological process: cell-cell adhesion. Lineage: Eukaryota; Metazoa; Chordata; Aves; Passeriformes; Passeridae. The record is from RefSeq and is a predicted model, not a curated record. Gene Ontology annotation, cellular component: stress fiber; focal adhesion.